CCGUGGACCGCUCGUGCACCGCUCCCUCUUCCCCCUCCUCCCCUUUUCGCGGCAACCUCAGUGUCCGUCGGCGAGGUGAUAGCGCCACCAAAACCCUGAACCCCCCAACCACCGCAACCGCAAUCCCUCGCCGCCGCCGCCGCCGCGUUGGCCGGCGGCGUCCCCCGUGGGGUUUGGAGCGCGAUUGAUGAGCCCCCGCAACUGGCGCCGCAGGCAGCGAUGCACAAGAUCAUCCCCCGUGUCGCCUCCUUCCUUGACGCCCCGCCGCUGCUCUCCACCCACGUGGCCGCGCUCCGCCUAGUCGGCCCGCUGCUCGCCGCGCGUACGGGCCCAAACCCUGGCCCUCGCCUCCGCCCCACGCCGUGGCUGCGCUGCGUUGGCGCUGGCCCCGGCGCCGGCGCGAGGAGGAGGGGGCUCAGCUCUCUCGCUUCGGCGAGGCGCGGAGAUGAUGCCGAGGACGAGGAGCAGAGGAUCGCCGGGGGAGGCGGGAGCCGUCCGGUGCUGGACAGCUCGCAGAGAAGUCGGGGAGAUGCGGCGAUGGGAAGCGGGGAGCUGCUUGCCAUUCCCGGAGUUGGGCCGCGGAACCUGAGGAAGCUCGUGGACAAGGGAUUCGAUGGCGUGGCACAGCUCAAGCAGCUGUACAGGGAUAAGUUUUUUGGCAAGUCCAACGACAAAAUGGUUGAGUUCUUGCAAAAUUCUGUUGGCAUCAUACACAAGAAUCAUGCCGAGAGUAUAACUUUGUUUAUUAAAGAGAGUAUCGAUGAAGAGCUGAAAGGCACGGAUACACCUAAGCUUUCCAAGGAUAAGAGGCUGACCUUUUGUGUGGAAGGAAAUAUCAGUGUUGGGAAAACUACUUUCCUUCAGAGAAUUGCCAAUGAGACCUUCGAACUACGUGACCUUGUAGAGAUAGUACCUGAACCUAUUGCUAAAUGGCAGGAUGUUGGCCCUGACCACUUCAACAUACUUGAUGCUUUCUAUGCUGAGCCACAGAGGUAUGCAUAUACCUUCCAAAAUUAUGUGUUUGUGACUAGGGUCAUGCAAGAGAAGGAAUCUUCAAGUGGCAUAAAGCCUCUCAGGCUGAUGGAAAGAAGUGUUUUCAGUGAUAGAAUGGUUUUUGUUCGUGCUGUCCAUGAAGCCAACUGGAUGAACGAGAUGGAGAUAAGCAUCUAUGACUCCUGGUUUGACCCAGUUGUGUCAUCACUCCCAGGACUUAUUCCAGAUGGUUUUAUCUAUCUAAGAGCUAGUCCUGACACUUGCCACAAAAGAAUGAUGGUUCGGAAAAGAUCCGAAGAGGGUGGUGUUUCUCUUGAUUACCUUCAAGGUUUGCACGAGAAACAUGAGAGCUGGCUUCUUCCUUCCAAAGGACAAGGUUCUGGUGUAUUAUCGGUCAGUCAGGUUCCAGUUCAUAUGGAGGGCUCUUUGCCUCCGGAUAUAAGAGAUCGAGUAUUCUACUUGCAAGGAGAUCAUAUGCAUUCUAGUAUCCAGAAGGUUCCUGCAUUGGUCCUCGACUGUGAAAAUGACAUUGAUUUUAACAAGGAUAUUGAAGCCAAACGGCAAUAUGCCCGGCAAGUUGCAGAGUUCUUUGAGUUUGUAAAGAAAAAGAAGGAAAAUUCUUCUGCAGAGUCAAGUGAUAGUGAGAAGAGUUCCAACAAACAGAUUAUGCUUCCCCAUAGAGGUGAUCUGUGGGUUCCCGAAGGUAGCCAUUUACCAGAAUCUGCUCUGAACUCUCUGGAUUUCAGAAGAGCGAUGUCUUCCUUCCUCUCAGCUUAAGGGGUCACUAUCCCAUAUGCAACAGUUAAUUUCCGCCCAUCAUAUGUCCAUGAAGUGUCCAUCGACCAUCGUCGCAUCUGCCUCUCAGAAUAGGGCCUUUUAAAACUGACGGCCCUGCGAAUGAGGUUCCUAUCUAGCGCUAGCCAAUGCUGUACAAACGUAGCACUGUAGUAUCUUACUCCAAAUGUAGUACUGUAGUAUCGGUUCUGUCGCUGUGGUAGUAGUACCGAGAGUGCCCAAAGUUGUGUGUGUGUAUAUGUAUAUAGCUAUGAUGCUGCUUCUUUUCUUGUCUAUUCCAUGAUUUUGUCACUGGCAAUGAGUGCUCCUCCACCCGUCCGGCUGCACCUCUUGAAUGCCGAGGACGUAUCUGGUGGUCCUGGCUCCUGAGUGGCUGCCCCAGCCCACAGAAAAGGGAUAGUUGCUUAUUUCUUUGUUCGUAAAUUAUGGCCGGAGAAAAAUAUCAGUAUAGUCUACAAUUCUACAGUAUUACUGAAGUGAUGCAUGAAGCAUAGACUUUU
This is a messenger RNA of Oryza brachyantha (malo sina), 2288 nucleotides long. RefSeq lists its product as uncharacterized. Gene Ontology annotation, molecular function: deoxynucleoside kinase activity. Gene Ontology annotation, cellular component: cytoplasm. The record is from RefSeq and is a predicted model, not a curated record. The transcript has 5 exons. Bases 220 to 1770 code for a protein of 516 amino acids. NCBI's taxonomy places the organism in Eukaryota, Viridiplantae, Streptophyta, Magnoliopsida, Poales, Poaceae.